This is a messenger RNA of Adineta steineri, 1137 nucleotides long. The record is from the annotation of a GenBank genome assembly. Lineage: Eukaryota; Metazoa; Rotifera; Eurotatoria; Adinetida; Adinetidae.
AUGUUCUUAUUUCAUAUAGAACUAACAAAGUUAUCAACAACGGCAACGACAACGGCAGCAACAACAACGACAACCACUACAACAAUAGCAACGACGACGACAACAACCAGAACAACGACAACGACAGCAACAACAAUUACAACUACAACAACGACAACAACGACAACUACAACAACGACAACUACAACAACAGUAAACCCAUGUAUAUCUGGUAAUUUACUGUGGAAUAUGACUGGUAUUACUGUACUUGGUGGAUUUCCAUCAUAUAUAGCAGCAUCUGGUGUAUUUGUUGACUUAAAUGAUACAUUAUAUGCUGUGGAUGAGAACCGUAAUUUUGUUGUAUGGAAACUACCGAAAGAUGAUGUAAACGCAACAGUUGUAGCUGGAAUUUAUGGAUCACCAGGAUCGAAUAGUUCUCAAUUAAAUAAUCCUAAUGAUGUUUACGUUGAUAGAUAUGGAGAUAUGUAUGUAGUUGAUACUUUAAAUCAUCGAAUACAAAAAUUUAGUAGUGGGUCAAACAUUGGAGAAAUCAUUGUUGGUAUAAAUAGAUCAGCCGGAUCUGCAUUAAAUCAAUUAAAUACUCCACGAUAUUUUACUUUCGAUUCAACAGAAACAUAUAUGUAUAUCGCUGAUCAUGAUAAUAAUCGAAUUUUACGUUUUUCAACAAAUUCAACGUCAGGUACUGAUGGAACUGUUGUAGCUGGUGGAAAUGGACAUAGCGAUGCAACUACAUCAUUAAACGCUCCAUGGGGCAUUCAUUUAUCAUCUGUAAGUAAUGAUCUGUUUAUAGUAAAUAAUCGUGGACACACAGUUAUGCGUUGGACUCCUGGUGCUACAGCAGGUGAUUUCGUUAUUGGCACGCCCGGAGUAUCAGGUUCUAAUUCAACUCUCUUAUAUAAUCCCACGGGAAUUAAACUUGAUAGUUAUAUGAAUAUUUAUGUUGUUGAUAGUGGUAACAGUAGAAUUCAAUUGUACUGUGCCAAUAGUAAUGUUGGUGUUACAACUACUGGCAAUGGUACUUCGGGUAAUGGUGCAACACAAUUAAGUGGUCCACGAGGUAUUGCAUUUGAUUCAGCAAUGAAUAUGUAUAUUGGUGAUACAGGAAAUGGACGAAUACAAAAAUUUAUGAAACUCUAA